AUGCUACUCCGUGGCACUGAUCACACCGGCUCCUCGGAAUGGUGUCUGCUUCGUCUUGGAGAGGCAGGUCCUUUUUCGGGAGUCUGCCGUGACGAAGGCCAGCUACAGGUGCCCGGUCCUAAAUCCUACCCGAUCAUAGGAUCCCUCUUGGAGAUCUUAUCUGAUAAAGAUUUCGACAAGCAAAACAUCUACCGGUACUUCCAAAAGCUCUUCAGAACCUAUGGCCCGGUUGUCAAAGUGGAGUUUCCUGGCAAUCCUCCCUUGGUGCUCAUUCAGAGACCGGAGGACGUGAAGGCGAUGUACAAACUCACCGAGAAGAGUCCGGCGCGGGGCGGAAUGUUGUCUUUGAAGAAGGCGAGGUACAACAACCCUUACUUUCAGAAGAAGGGAGGAAUUGUUGUAGAGGAUGGCAAAGAAUGGUGGAGGGUUCGAUCGAAAGUGCAAGUACCCUUGAUGAAGCCGAAAAAUCUCUGCUUAUACAUAGAGGAGAUGGAGAGGAUUUCUCUGGACUUGAUACACAAAGUGUCGCGACACAGAGACGAAAAAGGGGAGGUCACCUUAGAUUUUCUAGAGGAGUUACAGAAAUGGGCAUUAGAAAGUGUCUGUUUUGUUUCCAUCAACCAGCGCAUUGGGUGUUUCGACGGGGUAGUAAACAAAGAUUCGAAGGAAAUCAGAGAUGCUGCCAUUGAACUCUUGGAUGCCAUCUUCACCUGUGAAACAAGAUCAAAACUAUGGAAGAUUUACCGUACAGAACCUUUCAGUAAAUUGGAGAAGUCGCUGGAAUUCUUAACAGCGGUCUGUGAUAAAGUACUCCACGAAACCAAGAAGAAGCUAGCCAGCAGGAAAGACAAUCUAUCUGAGGAGAAUCUCAACAUCAUGGAGCACCUGCUCUUGUCAGGGGGACUGACACACAAGGACAUCGUGACCUUUAUGAUGGACAUCAUACCUGGAGGGACGAAUACGACAUCGGACAAUGUUGCUGUCGUUUUAUACCUCUUGGCCAAGAACCCUGACGCCCAAAGAAAGUUGCAAGAAGAGCUAGACAGAAUACUUGGUGAUGGAGAGGGACCAAUUACACCUAAGCAACUGGCCCAGCUUUCUUAUGCAAGGGCUGUACUGAAGGAGGCAAAUCGGGUGAUGCCACCAAUGUUUGGACCAGUAAGGUUACUCCAAGAAGAUAUACAAUUCAGAGGAUAUGCUUUGAAAAAAGGGUGGUCUGUCCUCUUCAUGAACGGGCUCCUUGGGUGGGAGGAGUCUGUUUUCCCUCAAGCUGAUAAGUUCAUACCCUGAGCGAUGGCUGCGGAGCAAAGCCACUAGGAGACAUUCACCCCUACACCAUCCUGCCUUUUUCACAUGGGACCCGCAUGUGUAUUGGGAGGAGAUUGGUUGAACAACUGAUUUAUAUUCUCAUGGCAAGACUAUUCCAUCGGUUCAACUUGGAGUGGAAGCACCCGGACAUGGUGAGAGAGUACAAGGUAGUGUUUAGCCCCAAAGGACCGCUCAAAUUUACGCUCUUGGAGAGAUAGCUAGCUCCUGCAGGUGAAGACUACCAAUGUGAUAUGAAGUUAUAAUA
Molecule: messenger RNA, 1573 nt
Organism: Macrobrachium nipponense
Lineage: Eukaryota; Metazoa; Arthropoda; Malacostraca; Decapoda; Palaemonidae
Product: probable cytochrome P450 49a1
Exons: 10
Coding region: 1-1290 (429 amino acids)
Molecular function (GO): heme binding; monooxygenase activity; iron ion binding
Source: RefSeq, a predicted model, not a curated record